Ruditapes philippinarum (Manila clam) is the source of this 3043-nucleotide messenger RNA. Its product is annotated as E3 ubiquitin-protein ligase TRIM56-like. Gene Ontology annotation, biological process: positive regulation of DNA-templated transcription. Bases 171 to 2336 code for a protein of 721 amino acids. The transcript is spliced from 4 exons. Gene Ontology annotation, molecular function: zinc ion binding; ubiquitin-protein transferase activity. NCBI's taxonomy places the organism in Eukaryota, Metazoa, Mollusca, Bivalvia, Venerida, Veneridae. Gene Ontology annotation, cellular component: nucleoplasm; chromatin. The record is from RefSeq and is a predicted model, not a curated record.
GUUAUUCUAUUGGCUUUCUAAACUGUCACAAAAGAAAUCAAACACCUCUCCCUAACGACGAGGGGAUUGUUAUAUUGUCUUCUAAUUAAAAUGGUGGAAUAAGAGAUUUUAGUAAUUAUUAACUCGAGAAGAUCUUAUUUUCUGCAUUUAUUUGGAUAAAAGAACAUAUAAUGGAGGAUAAUGAUGAAGGAGGUCACGUGAGUGAGGAGUUUCUGUCGUGCCCUAUUUGCACUGAGGAGUAUGCCGACCCGCGUUCUCUCCCGUGUUUACACACAUUUUGUCUGACCUGUAUAUCUGACCACAUCGACGCAAACACGAAAGGUGUACACGUGCCAAAGGGGUUCGAUUGUCCGAAAUGUCAUCAGUUUGUUGAUUCACCAAAUGUUUUACAAGGACCAAGUACAUGGGCGGAAUCGUUACCACAAAACCAGUUUAUCAUUGGUUUAAUCGAGGCUGUCAAGUUAAGAUCCGAGGGCAGGAAAUGUGAUCCUUGUGAUACACGCGGAGAAAACACGUUGGCGGUCACGUGGUGUGAGAACUGCGGUGAAGCCAUGUGUGAAGAUUGUGAGAACCAGCACAGCAGCCUGAAGAUCUCGAGGAACCAUAAACAGGUUGACAUUGCCAGUAUCAAACUUCAACCUAUCAAGAGUACGUUGCUGCGGACACCUUGUCAAGAACACGAGGGCAAAUUCCUUGAUUUUUACUGCGAGGAUCACGCGCAGGUAAUUUGUUCAACAUGUGCAACCGGUUUCCAUCGACUUUGUACGAGUAUUCUUAGCUCCUCCGAGGCAGCUUCCAAACAACGCGACGAGGCUAAAAGCGUGAUGGAGAAGCUCAAACAUCAGACCAGCUGGGGUCUUCGUAUCCUUGACAACCGAAAACACGCCGUGGAAACUAUUGAAGAUGCCGCUAGUAAUGUAAAGAAACAGAUAUCUAGUAUACGUCAGCAAAUAAAUGAUAUACUCUCUUCACAGGAGGAAAGAGCGUUAGCUGAACUUGAAGAUCUGAAGAAAGCAGAGGUAAUCCAGUUCCAACGAGAAAUCGAGCGCACCCAGGAUCUUGUUAAUACCACUAAGAACGCCACAGCAGUAUUGCAAAAUUCGAUGACGCAUGGUACGGACGCAGAUGUAUUGAUAACCUACAAUAAAGCGAGGAGAGAGGGGAACUUCUGCGAGAAGAGUUUGAAGGAAGUAUCAAGGCAUAUGAAAGAUGUUUUCCUUGUUUUCUCUCCAGACCAGAGCUUGCAAAUCUUCCUAGGUACGUUGAAAGAGAUGGGGAAAUUUUCUCUCUCCCAUCAAGAAGUCCGUAUCCCGCCACCAUACACAGUCCGGGCCGACACCAUUCUAAUACCAGAGGAAAGAAUUGUUGAAUCGCGUAACGAAUCGAUGGAGUCCAACUCACCCAAGAAGAGCCAUCGUCAGAAAAGGGACACGCGAAAUAUUGACAGCGACCUCAAGAUCUUCCCGCCAUCCCCCUCUAUAACACCAGUUCCAAUACAAGAGCGGAGAAAUAAUAUUCCACAGGGCAAACUAGAAGUAUAUUUUAAAGUUCGGAAUGCUCAGGACCGUGAUAAUUGCUGUAUUACUGGCGCUGAAAUUCUUAAUGAUGGUCGGAUACUUCUGGCAGACCAAGUUCAUCGUAAAAUCAAGCUUUACGAUCCGGAUUAUCGUUGGGUUGGUGAGCGAGUGUUGUCGGCCCGUCCGUUUGAUAUUACCGCCAUUUCUUCAAGUGAGAUUGCAGUAACACUGCCAAGGGAGAAGAGAUUCCUACUGAUGCAGGUACGGGAGUCAGAUAUAACCAUUCUGGCAGCAAUUCAGACUGGGGCAAAAUGUUGGGGAAUCUCUUAUUCCAACUAUAUGCUUGCUGUCUGCUGUUACGACUCUCCCCCUUGUGUGAAGCUGAUGUCACGUGAUGGGCGCGAGCUGAAGGUCAUAAGUAAAGAUAAUGUAGGUCAUAACCUCUUCUUUUUCCCAGAAUACAUUGUCCUUGACAGAACAGCAGGAUGUAUGUACGUCACUGACCGUUACAAGAAGACAGUGAUCGCCUUGACUACACAAGGGGAGAAGCUCUGGGAAAUACGUUACGACGGGCUCAAACUGCCAAAAGGCAUCGCGUUGCAUGGCAACCGACUAUUUGUGGCGGGAAAUAAGUCUCACAAUAUUCUGAUGGUGAACACGGAAGGUGAGAUCAUGGGUGACGUCAUCGUGGAAGGAGUUAACAACCCACACAAGAUCGUGUUGACUCCAAACUCGGACAAACUGCUUGUAUCUCAAUACAACAUGACACUUAUUGAUGUAGAGAGAAAUACAGUGAAAGUAUUCUCGUUACCAUGGUAACACAAUUUAAGCAUCGAUUAUGGGACAAAACAACUUUAUUAAAUUCCUUUCUGUUAUCAAAGAGUAAUAACAUCAGAUAAAACGUAUAACUAAUGCUCAUUGAACUUCUUAGCAUAAGAUAAAAGAGGAAUCAACAUACAAGAUUAAACAAAUAUGUCUGUAGAAACGGAGGCGGAAACGAUAUAUAACCUAUAUUUGGAACUUCCAAUUUAUACGUUAGGAAAAAAACUAAAAUUUAAGAACACCGGUAUUACGGUACUAUGACUAUAUAAAUUCAUAUUCGUAUAAAGGGCAAUAUUAUACCGAUUGCGUUUAAUAUCACUAUACUGUAUGGUGAAAUCUAAGAGAAAAAACAAACAGACAUUGAAUUACUGUAUUGCAGUGCAAAAUAAAGUUCAUGAAAAUAUUGUCAUCAGCACAGGUAUUAGGUGUUAAAAUGAAGAUGUUUACAGAAAUAUAUAUAGUUGAAAAGAUUUAUUGUUUAACUACUAAAAACUGUUCAGCAUGCCAAAAAGCCUUGCCAAUUACUUAUAUUUUAGCAUAAAAGUUGCUAGUUGGGAUUAGUUUUGAAUUUUUGUUUGUAUGAUUUUGAUCUUGAUAUAGUACUUUACAAUUGGAAACAUUUUGCAAAACUAGAAAAUAAAUUUGCUGUGAUUUAUAUGUUGUUUUUUAAAAGUAAAAUUUGAAAAAAGUUAGUAUUUGGGAUA